This is a messenger RNA of Mya arenaria, 1530 nucleotides long. Its product is annotated as myosin heavy chain kinase B-like. Gene Ontology annotation, biological process: protein phosphorylation. The transcript is spliced from 3 exons. Gene Ontology annotation, molecular function: protein serine/threonine kinase activity; ATP binding. Bases 131 to 907 code for a protein of 258 amino acids. The record is from RefSeq and is a predicted model, not a curated record. Lineage: Eukaryota; Metazoa; Mollusca; Bivalvia; Myida; Myidae.
UAUUCUCACAACUGCGUAGUAGGGUUUCCAAAGGUUACAAAUUCUAAGAAUAAAGAUCAUAUCGCCAUUAAUAAGGAAGGAAAAGAGCAGAAAAAUGCUUUUUCACGUUUCUACCGUAUAAGCCAGAAGCAUGAUGCUUCAAGCGGAUCAUAGUACUUGGAUUUCAGAGAAGGGACAUUUUUGUAAUUUUAAAUGUAAACCAAAAUAUAAAGGAGAUACAUAUAUUGGUAAGGGAGUGGCAUUCAAGCAGCGAUCGUGCAAAUCGCCGAUGAGUGUGAUUGUGAAGGUCUUCGGACAUACCCAUGGCGGGACAAAGACCUGGGGACACUAUAAGGCUGUAGGUCAUCUGGCAAGGCAGUUCGCUGAACCUUUCAACAGCUAUCUUGGUACCACUAAUGCUGGACCAAAGGUUGAAUUUCUUACACCAGAGAUGGCGAUCAUGAACACUCAAUCCGACUUCCAAAUGUUUGCUCGUUUCUUCUGGAAUUUCAAAAAGAUAUUCUCGGAGGAUGAAGCUGUAGUUAUCGAACGUCGGCUGAAAGGCGAUUUUAUCACAUACGUACACACAACAGGACAUGCAACACAUGAAAUGUCGGCACUGCCUGCAGCAUUUUGUCAUUUUUCGUAUCAAGAAAGUGGCGUCCAGUUUGUAAUAUGCAAUCUCCAAGGUGUUCAUGACAAAGAAAAGUUUGUGUUUACAAACCCGGUGAUUCACUCGAUCAGCGAAACAUUUGGUGAAUCCGACAAGGGGGCUAAAGGUAUCGCCACGUUCUUCGAAAACCAUGUGUGUACGUACCUCUGUCAGGACUUUAUAAAACCAGGUCAUAUAGCAAAAGAGUUUACAGCAUUAGAUGAGGACAGACCGCCACGUUACUCAAUUUUGUUCCCAGAUCGCCGAAUCGUCUAAGCUAUGUUUGCUAGUUUACCGCCUUAUUUAUUUCUACAUGUAGACCUUAAAAGACCUAAAACUGAUAUUCUUUUGGCCGGUCUUUGUCUUGAACCACGCCUUAAUCAUGUUUAAAUACAUGCAAGACAGGCUUUUUCAGCGUACCAAUUUCCAAGACAAGCUCGUUUUACAUGAGACACAAUGCAGGAAUGGAUACUAAAACUGAAACCGGUCAUUUGAAUUGUAUACCAUGCGUUUGUCGACAAAAGAAAAUGACUGAUAUUUUACAUAAACCAUGGUAUAAGGGAGACGACUCAGAAUUGUACAGUUAUCGCUCACGAAGCCCGUUUGUACUUGCAUAAUGACAACUCAAACACAAUGGCUAAAUUUACGAGGAGGAACGUCGUUUUGAAAAAAUAAUAAUAAGCUUCCUGAAUACUAAGUCUUUGUAACACGUUUUGUUGCCAAACUACUUUAUGAGAUUCCUGUCAGUUCAUAGUAUUGCAAUAAGUAUAUAUUUUUGAAGAUUUAUGUGUUGUUUGCUUUUCUAUAUAAUGAACAAUUUCACUGUAUGAUUUUCUUUAAACAUCGAUAAUUUCGGUGUUUAUUUUGCAGUAGCUUCACAUCAUAACUGUUUGUGAUAA